AUGGAACAGCAAUCUCAACUGGCGUCCGAGGACCUGGGACAGGAGCAGCCUGACUUCGUCAAUCGUUGCCGUUGGUUGAAGCAUUCUAUUGAACGCCAGAGACAGGCGGCGUCCUUUACUUGUGGCGGAACGAUUCUCGUUGGAUCGGAUAAUAAAGAGAAGACGGAGCCUCCUCUUUCUGGAGUGCAUUCAUCUACCUCUGCACCUUGUCCAUCCUCGCCCGUCAGCAUCCUGUGGGCAACGUGCAACGAUUCGACGGCCCGGAAGCUCGUCCUACCACUCGAUGGUGUCUCUCAGGAAUCUAGCACACCGGUCCUCCAGCAGCUAGUGGCCGACUGCGAUCCUGCUACCUUUGGAAGGGGACAGGAAGAUAUCCUGGACACUGAAUAUCGCAAGGCCGGAAAGAUGGAUCACGGUCAUUUCGCGACCAGCUUUCAUCCGGCAGACUUUGGGAUUAUUGAGAACGUCGAGAGGAUUCUCCUACCCAGCAUCAGUACAGCAACCGACAACCAGAUGCCGUUCCGGAAGCUCACGGCAGAACUCUACAAGCUGAAUGCUUACUCCGGACCCUCUGGCCUCUUUCGAAAACACGUUGAUACUCCUCGCUCAAAGCAUCAGAUCGGAUCACUGGUGGUAUGCCUACCGUCUGCCUUCCAGGGAGGCGACCUGGUGGUCCAACACAAUGGCCAGACCGUAGUGUUCGAUUGGAGUAUGCGCAGCUCUAAUACUAUUCAAUGGGCUGCCUUCUACAGCGACUGCGAGCACGAGAUCAAACAGAUCACCAGCGGCGACCGGAUUACACUUACAUAUAAUCUUUUCGUCACUGAGCCGGUGGGAGGCGCAUUCCCACUCAGCAAUGGAAUUAUCAAUCCCAAAACCCUGCCGCUUUACAGUUCCAUAGAGACUCUUGUGGGUGACCCGUCAUUCAUGGAAAAAGGCGGCGUUUUGGGCAUUUAUUGUUCCCACGCCUACCCACAUUCAUCGUCGAUGGCUGAGGAGCACCUGCCGGGAGGGUUGAAAGGCUCUGAUGUGGUUCUUUAUUCUAUUUUUGAGUCCCUGGGGAUUGAAGUCAGUGUGCUUCCGGUGCUGGAAAUAGAAGGCGAAUAUAAUUCGGAUAUUCCCUCGUUCGAGCUCAAACUCCGGAGUUAUACCUAUCCAGGUCAAGAUCUCAAGGGCAAAAGCUUGCAAGGAAAUAUUGGUAGAGACAGAGAACUGCUGUCUUACGAUUCAUCUGCAUCCGAUCUAUCUGGCGACGAAUGUGUGGAGCGCCGAUGGCGGACUCUUUUUUUCUCCCGUCGAGUGUGUGGCAUUCAAGAUCUACUCCGCACUGCCACAAAAAGAGAAAUCAGCACCCAGCGGUUGGAAGGUGCCUUGGUGGGGACAGGCCUCCAUGAGUAUGACACAACAACCUUCGGACAGGACAUGGAACCGGAAGAGGCAAGUGUUUGGCGCUCCUGCCACCUGCCCGGUAUCACCUGGAUCACGGAACCGAAGCAUCAAGAAAUGGCCUUUUCGUACAUCGCAUACGGCAAUGAAGCAUCCAUCGGCACCCAGUACUCGUGCGCGGCCAUCCUAGCGGUCAUUCCACCGUUUGAUAGACGCUAG
Messenger RNA from Penicilliopsis zonata CBS 506.65, 1605 nucleotides. RefSeq lists its product as hypothetical. Lineage: Eukaryota; Fungi; Ascomycota; Eurotiomycetes; Eurotiales; Aspergillaceae. The coding region runs from base 1 to 1605 and encodes 534 amino acids. The record is from RefSeq and is a predicted model, not a curated record. The transcript has 4 exons.